GCCAGGGGGCGCGCGCUGCCUCUCCGCCGCGCCUCCGCCCCCCGCUCCCGCUCCUUCGGCCGACGGACCCCGUGCGCCCGCUGCCCGCCGAGCCGCGCCGUGCCGCCGGGUGUCAGAUUUGUCACCUACUCCAGAGAGAAUCAAAGCAAUGUCCUACGUUUUUGUAAACGACUCUUCCCAGACAAACGUGCCACUCCUGCAGGCUUGCAUUGAUGGAGAUUUUAACUAUUCCAAACGACUGUUAGAGAGUGGGUUUGACCCAAAUAUCCGUGACAGCCGAGGCAGAACUGGCCUUCACCUUGCUGCAGCCAGAGGAAAUGUAGACAUCUGUCAGCUCUUGCAUAAGUUUGGUGCUGACCUACUGGCCACUGAUUACCAAGGUAACACAGCCCUUCACCUGUGUGGGCAUGUGGAUACCAUCCAGUUCCUAGUUUCUAAUGGACUUAAAAUUGAUAUUUGCAACCACCAAGGUGCAACACCACUUGUUCUUGCAAAACGAAGGGGUGUGAAUAAAGAUGUGAUUAGAUUGCUGGAAUCUUUAGAGGAGCAAGAGGUGAAAGGAUUUAACAGAGGAGCUCACUCAAAGCUGGAAACAAUGCAAACUGCUGAAAGUGAAAGUGCAAUGGAAAGCCAUUCCCUCCUUAAUCCAAACCUACAGCAAGGUGAAGGAGUUCUUUCCAGUUUCCGAACGACAUGGCAAGAGUUUGUGGAAGACCUGGGCUUCUGGAGAGUGCUGCUCCUGAUUAUUGUCAUUGCUCUUCUGUCACUGGGAAUUGCAUACUAUGUUAGUGGGGUGCUUCCUUUCGUAGAAAACCAGCCUGAACUGGUGCACUGAAUCAAAAGCAAAGUAGUGCACUCUGCUUUUUCCCUGCUCUAAUCUUAUUUUGAGCUUCUUGGAAUUAUUUGGUUGGUGCAGACAGUGGCAGCUGUAUAUACUGUUUGCCUUUUGUACUUAUUAUUAAACUCUUGGAAACAGUAAUUAAUUCAUUUCAAGUAACACACUAAAUUCAGAAGCAUUCCUAAGCUACCUCUGGCUUAUCUUGACUUGCAAGCAAGAUGUGAAGAUAAUCCUCUCUGUUGAUAGAGCAUUAUGAAUAGAGAAGGCCUUUCAUAAUGAGUAUUAAAUUUGUGGCCAUGAAAAAUGUAUCUUAGUAUAGAGCCAAAUUUGAUUAAUUUUCCCUGUGAGGAGAGGUAAAUGUAUUGUUGCAUUUUUCUGUGUGUGUUCUUCAAUUGAAAGAAAAUUAUUAUUUUAAAUUUCCUCCACAGGGAAUCUGAGUAACAUAAUAAUGCAUUCUGAUAUAGGCAGUAAUAAGCUGCAACUUUGUAGUUCUUUUAGUGCCUCCCUGUAGUUUCAUAUCUGCUAGUUUAUAAAAGGAAUGAGGAAUUGUUUAAAUUUUAUUAUGCCUUCAAUGCAUAGGUCACUCUUUUAUUUAUUAGGAUAAUGCAGUGUUUCUCCAUCAGAUGAAUUUGAUGCUAAUUCCUGCCUGAAGUAAAUUUUGUAGAGCAAAGCUGUUUGUUGUGCUUUGGGAAUAAAGUUGUUUCAGCCUUGGGCUGAAAAUUUUUGCCUUUUUGUUGAAAUGUUACUAAGCAAACCUUUCUUUGUGAGGGUGGUAGAAAGUGAUUGAGGUGUUCUCCUCUGUAUAUAAUAAUUCUGUAAGUCCAUUGUCUUUGUGAAAUCUGUCCUGAAGGAUAACUUCCUCCCACAAGGACCAGACAGAACCCUAUAAUUGCUUUGUUUUCACGUUUGUGGAGAAGACUUGAUUGAAUAGAAUCCCUUUCUAGAAUUGUUUUCCAUUUUGGUUUCAGACAGCACUUACAGGCUUAUGAAUUAUUUUCUAAGUAUGCAGAAUAAAAGUAUUUUAAAUGUUAAUGUUAGGAGCAUUGUAUGAAAUGAAAUCUUGAUCCAUUCUGCACUUAGCUGUGAAAUGCUGUGUUUGUAAAUAACCUAGGGAUAUGAAUCAGUUAAAAUACUCUUUUAUGAAGGCUAGGAAGGUGUUACAUAGUAAGCUGGAGGGUUUCAAAGAGAGCAGCUUCUCUCCCUCCCUGCUGAUCAGACAUCUGAUUAUCUUUGUUGUCAGUGCUUUGAAAAUCCCAAACAAAAUUAAUUCUGCAAACCUCAUGAAUCAAUUUUUUUCCUAGCCACCCUUGAAGUGUUGCUAAAUAACAUUAGCCAGUUAUAAAAUUAUAACUGCAAUAAAUAUUGAUAGAAGUAACCUCCAAUACCCCCUCAAACCACAGCACCUACAUCUCUGUUGUGCUACUGUGUGUGCUUUUCUUUCCUGUUUAUGGGUUUGAGUGAAGAGAGUUGUUGUGUUCCUUUUGAUGUGUGACAUGGGCUUCACUGAGCUGGGCCCCAUUUUUAAACUGUAUCUGAAUAAUUCUUGUUCUCAUUUCCUAAGUUAGAGGUUAAUGAAAUGAUACUUUUCUAGUAGCCACCAAUGCAGCAGAAAAGAAAACCUCUUAAAGAAACCUAAACCAAACAGCACAUACUCCUCUUCUGAAUAUUUCAAUUCUUGUAUAAUCUGUUCAUUAACAGAGAAAUAAAAAGUCAUACUAUACUUAAAUUACAUUUACUUUUCUAAAUAAGUACAUUUCUAUUAAUAAUACUCUGUAUCUUGAAUAAUCAGAUUGUCUUUCAGUGUGUAACUGUAAUAAUUUGUAACUGUAUUCUCAGUAUGGGUGAAUGCCACAAAUAAAUAUAUGUAGUAAAUAUGUUUUGUUUGAUUAUUACAUUAGUGCAGCAGUAAUGAUGCUACCCCAUUAUGCUGAGUUUUUUGUUGUGCAUUGAUAAUGAGCAAUCUCAGAAGUGGGGAGGUUCCUUCCCUUAGAAAAGGAAACCAUAGUUUGGAAUAAAUGAAGUUGCUGAAGAUUUGCUUGGUUUAUUUUCAGUAUUGUUACUGAAUCACUGUUACUAUCUAUCUGUCUGUCUUUUUCUCUUAUCUAAGAUUUCAGGUAUGGAACAUGCUAUCUAGAGGCCCCUUGGGAUUUAAGAUUACCUAUAAGGGAGUAGAAAACAUAACCAAGAAAAACAAGUUUGAGCCUUAAAUAGCCUUUCCUACUUUGCUCUGCAGGGGUAUAACACAAGCAUUUCAGGAACAGCAGAUUGAAAAGGUCUGAAAAAUCGUGCAAGUUCCAUCCAAAAAUCAUGCAUGUUCCAAAUUAACAUACAUCACUUUUUCAACUCAAAAAAAUCCCAAGCACUGUUUAAACUACUGUGUAAUGACUGCUACUCUUUGAAAUAUGGAUGUUAUAAACAUAUGACU
This is a messenger RNA of Calypte anna (Anna's hummingbird), 3263 nucleotides long. RefSeq names its product ankyrin repeat domain 46 (gene ANKRD46). The record is from RefSeq and is a predicted model, not a curated record. The transcript is spliced from 4 exons. The coding region runs from base 149 to 835 and encodes 228 amino acids. NCBI's taxonomy places the organism in Eukaryota, Metazoa, Chordata, Aves, Apodiformes, Trochilidae. Gene Ontology annotation, molecular function: protein binding.